AUGAACCUUCUUGGAUCCUGUGGGGUGUUUCUCUGCCUGCUACUUAUCCUGCAAAGUACCAGCUCAUCCUUCAUCAGCGUCAACCAGGGAUUGAAGGUGGUGAAGGGCCGCUCUGCUUUCCUGUCAAGGGAGGACCUGCAGUUUUCCAUUCCUAAGGAAAAAGAUGCCUGCAAAGUGGAAGUUGUGAUAAAUGAACCAAUAACUCAGAGGGUUGGGAAACUCACUCCACAGGUAUUUGACUGUCAUUUUCUUCCUAAUGAAGUAAAAUACAUUCAUAAUGGUUGCCCAAUCCUACACGAAGAUGCUGUUAAACUUAGGCUCUACAGAUUUACAGAAACUGAAACCUUCACAGAAACUUUUAUCCUUCGGGUUUAUCUGCAGGAGCCAGACUGUAACAUCAUCCGGAUGAGCUCCAGGGUCCUGGAGGUGCCUGAAUUCUAUGGCCUGUCCAGAGCAAUGGAUAAGAACGUGCUCAAUUUUGAUUAUGAGAGGAGGAUGAGCCUGGAAUGUACCAUAAGGCUCUCUCCAUUAGAAACUGGCUUACCAGCCCAUGGUCAGCUAGUCAUUGUGGAACCACAACAAGGCGAACCCCGAGGAGACCAGCCCCACAGCUUUUUCCCUGAGUCUCAAUAUAGGAAAGAUCCAAGAUGCCUGAGUGGAAGCUGUUCCCCAGAGUUGAAGAAGAUUGAUAGUCUCAAAGUCAGCUGUGAGGAGUUUCUGCUAAUGGGGUUGCGAUAUCAGCACCUCCAUCCCCCUUCUCCAAAUGUCGAUUACAUCUCCAUCAGACUGGACCUCACUGAUAUCAGGAGUAAAUCCAUAUACAAGUCAGAGAACAUGUGGCUGCCGGUCUCCAUCAAAGCUGCCUUCCCUAAUCAGAUCCCCAGGGCUGCAUUCAUGCCCACCUAUAUUCUGGAAGUGGAUCAAUUCAUCCUGAGCUCGGUCACCACCUCUACAGUGGACUGUGAAGAUGACGAGACACCUAGAUCUUUGCUGGUGUUCAACAUCACCAAGCCCCCUCUCCAGGGCUACUUCACACACCUAUUGGAUCACACCAAAGAGAUCUCCUCAUUCACCUGGAAGGAUCUAAGUGACUUGCAAAUUGCCUAUCAGCCUCCCAACAGCAGCUACACAGAGAGAAGGAAUUAUGAGGUGGAGUUUGAAGUAUACGAUUUCUUCUUUGAAAAGAGCUUACCAAUCACAGUCCAUAUUUCCAUCAGGACAGCAGACACAAAUGCUCCUAGAGUAUCAUGGAACACGGGUCUCAGUCUUCUAGAGGGACAGUCAAGGCCCAUCACCUGGGAGCAGUUUCAGGUAGUGGACAAUGAUGACAUCAAGGCAGUCCGCCUGGUCACUGUGGAUGGCUUACAGCAUGGGAGACUUACUGUAAGAGGAGGGAAAGGCUUCAUUUUCACUGUAGCUGACAUUCAGGCUGGGGCUGUUCGUUACCAUCAUGAUGACAGUGACUCCACCAAGGAUUUUGUGGUCUUCAGGAUUUUUGAUGGCCAUCACAGCACUCGCCACAAGUUUCCCAUCAAUAUCCUGCCUAAAGAUGACAGCCCCCCUCUCCUCGUAACAAAUGUCGGGAUUGAAUUAGACGAGGGGCAGACUGUGUUGAUCCAAGGCUCCAUGCUGAAAGCUUCUGAUGUGGACUCCAGUGACGACUACAUUUUCUUUAAUAUCACCAAACCUUGCCAGGCUGGAGAAAUCAUUAAGAAGCCAGGGCCAGGACUUAUUGGUUAUCCAGUCCCUGGUUUUCUUCAGAGAGAUCUGCUUAAUGGGAUUAUCUAUUAUCGACACUUUGGUGGAGAAAUCUUUGAGGAUUCCUUUGAGUUUGUUCUUUGUGACAGCCAUGAUCCUCCCAACCUCUCAGAACCACAGCAUGCUGUAAACUACAUGAAGGUGGCUUACAUGCCACCCAUGCAAGACAUUGGACCCUAUGCUCAGCAUGUUCAGUUUGUUUUUUCCAUCAGUAACCAACAUGGUGGCACUUUGCAUGGAAUUUGCUUUAACAUUACUAUUCUACCAGUGGAUAAUGAGGCUCCUGAGGUUUUACCUGUAAAUGAUGAACCCCCAGUCCUGAAGGCUGAUCUCACUCCCACGCUGCAUUGUCCUGAGGGAGAAGAAGUGGUCAUCUCUUCAGAACAUGUUUAUGCCACUGACAUGGACAGCGAUGACACCAAACUGAUGUUCAUGAUUGCACGUCAGCCUCAACAUGGGGUCGUGAGGAAAUCCGGGAUCACUGUGGACCACUUCACCCAGGGAGACAUUGAUGCUGGAACUGUAACAUACAAACACACAAGUAAAUGGCAUUCAGUGUAA
Gracilinanus agilis (Agile Gracile Mouse Opossum) is the source of this 2319-nucleotide messenger RNA. RefSeq names its product FRAS1-related extracellular matrix protein 1-like. NCBI's taxonomy places the organism in Eukaryota, Metazoa, Chordata, Mammalia, Didelphimorphia, Didelphidae. The transcript has 11 exons. The record is from RefSeq and is a predicted model, not a curated record. Bases 1 to 2319 code for a protein of 772 amino acids.